Molecule: messenger RNA, 1486 nt
Organism: Paramuricea clavata
Lineage: Eukaryota; Metazoa; Cnidaria; Anthozoa; Malacalcyonacea; Plexauridae
Source: the annotation of a GenBank genome assembly
AUGGCGAACGAAAUUACAGAUGAAAAUAAUCAGAAUUUAUCUGAGGAAGAAACGGAAGAAAUAAACGGCAAUGAAGAUGGAGAGGAAGAUGAAUCCCAGUUUGAUGAUCCUGAAGGGUUUGUGGACACGAUCAGCGAUAAGGGUUAGUUUAAAUAAAAUAUUAUGGCUGGUUGACUGACUGCAAUAAAGCCACGUGUAAUGUAGAUUUGUGCUAGAAAAUGGUUGAAAGUUAGCUUAAAGUGCCGUUGAUGUCGUUGUGUUUGAAAUUAGUGGUGUUUUAUAUCGAAACUGGUGUAAUAUGUGUGUUCUGGGUUGAAAAAUAGUUGUAAUAGCUGGCAGGUUAAUUAAUAGUUCAUUGCAAAAUUUUGAUCAAGUUAAAACAUGUGAGAGUAUUCUUAAUUUUGUAAUUAAUGUAUUCAGUUGGUAUUUAUGGGGCUAUAUGUAAGUCGGCGUUGUUGCAGAGAGGUAGGAUGGCUCGCAUUUAGCGUAUGGUCAUUUUGUUGCUGGUAAUCGAUUGUUCCAGGGUGGUCGCCCCUAACUGGAAAGUUUGAAAAUUGCACAGCCAAGGUUUCGAAAAUUUAAUUGUGAAUAUAUAGAAAGCGUCAAAAUUGUGCGCCCGAUAUCUCGGUUGUGCGAUACAAACUUUCCACACUGGGGUGGUGCUAGCUCUGAAUCUAUGAUUAUGAAAUGUUCCAGUAACUGAAUUGUUUGCAUCCAAGAAUGACCAGUAGCAGAAAAAUGGUGUGAAACCACCAUUGUUUUUGUCUACAAGCUUUCGUUGGUAGGGAUACAACUUCCUAAAAAUAUAUAAGGACAAAUUUCGACGUUUCGAGUGAAGGCCCCCCGUCUGGAGUUACUAGCGGGGGUCGGGAAAAUUACAUGAGCCUUUAUACUAAGAAUAUAAAAGCGAUCACAUGACAAAAAAACCAAUCAGAUGGAUUAAGUUGAAACAAAGUAUAAACAAAAAAUGUAAAUCACAUUGGGUCAUUCCAGAAAAGAUCCACACUCCCCCACGGAGGAAAUUUCUGCCGUACGGAGGGAAGAAAAAAUUGUUUCUGAUAAUAGUAAAUGUAUUAGGACAUCCGGGGGUAGGGGGGUUAUUAAAACUUCCAAUUUCCUCCGUGGGGGUGGUAUGGAUGUUUUCUGGAAUAACCCAUUACAGAAUAUAUUAAUACAAUUAUACAGAAAACACAGUAAAUACAGCAAAAUAUAUGAAACAUUUAUGGUAUAAGGUAUCCUUGGAUGAGUGUGGUAAACUUUAGCAUGCUUUAAGUUUCAUAUUUUUCACUUCAGAUUUACUUGGCGAUGUCCUAGCAAAACGUCCUUCACCUGAAGAUGGCAUCGACUCGUUAAUUGUUGUUGAUAAUGUUCCAGUCGUUGGGCAAGAUAGGCUGGACAAGUUGAAGAACGUUAUAAAAAAAGUAUUUUCUAAGUUUGGAAAAAUUGUGAAUGAAUUUUAUCCCGAAGAGAAUGGAAAAACAAAAGG